Messenger RNA from Frankliniella occidentalis (western flower thrips), 1410 nucleotides. RefSeq lists its product as uncharacterized. Lineage: Eukaryota; Metazoa; Arthropoda; Insecta; Thysanoptera; Thripidae. The transcript has 2 exons. The record is from RefSeq and is a predicted model, not a curated record. Bases 1 to 1410 code for a protein of 469 amino acids.
AUGGAGACUAUUACAAAAAUCAACUAUACUAAGCUCCAAGAAUAUCUAAAAAUAAACAAGAUUAAGCAUGAAGGUAUCAACGAAGACGUGGAUGCACUAAGUGAUUUGCUCCAUGAUCAUCUGGGAAAUGCGAUAAUUCAAUGUGAAGAAAGCAAAGAAAUCAAAAAGACAAAGUAUAAGAAAUUAAAUCCAUGGGCAACAAAUGAACUAGUCAAGAUGUGUGCACUUAAACAGGAGCUGUACAGAAAAAAGAGACAAUAUCCACAAAAUGAAGUGAUAAAGGAGUACCAUAAAGAAAUCUCACGAAAGGUGAAUGACCUCAGAACAACACUUAAAAAAGAUCAUAUAAAUAGACAAAUAACUAACUGCAUCGAAAAGAAACAGAAUGUGUGGCAAGUUCUAAAAGCAACAUCAGGAACUAUGUCAACUGAGGAUAAUACCAUAUGCCAAAUUAAGGAAGAUAACGAUAUCAUAACAGAUGAGAAGACUAUAGCAAACAAAUUCAACUCUUUCUAUGUCAAUGUAGGUCCAAACCUGGCAAAUAAAUUACCAAACUCAAGCGAGCCUAAUACCAUGGAUGCAUGUGGUAGUAACAAUAUUAUGACAACGAAGACAGCAACUAGAGAAGAAGUAAUCAAUUUAAUAGCUAAGCUCUCACACAAGAACUCAUGUCCUAAUAAAAUAAGUAAUGUUCUAAUCAAAAAAGUUAGUGACAGUGUUGUUGACAUUAUGGUAAAAAUUAUAAAUAUCUCAUAUAAAGAAGGAGUCUUCCCUACAAAAUGUAAAGACACUGUAAUUAAACCGCUUUUCAAAUCUGGAGAUGCCAUGGAGGUAACAAAUUAUAGACCUAUAUCAAUUACAUCAGCAUGCGCAAGAAUUAAUGAAAUGGCCAUGAAAACAAGAUUAGAAGAAUACCUACAUAAAAUAAACUUUUUCUAUCAAGGACAGUAUGGGUUCAUAAAAAAUAAAGAUUCACAAGGGGCUAUUUUUGACCUUGUGACUACAAUACAAACUGCCAUGGAUAAAAACCGAAAAUGUGUAGCAAUUUUUAUUGAUCUUCGAAAGGCAUUUGAUACUGUCAACCAUGAGAUACUACUAAAAAAGAUGUUCAACAUAGGUAUCAAAGAAGAAAAUCUUAACUGGUUUAGAACAUACUUGUCAGAACGACCUCAACAAGUAAAGAUUGGGAAGUGGCUAAGUGACAUACUUUUUAUGAUGUGUGGAGUCCCACAGGGAUCAGUCCUUGGGCCCAUCCUGUUCUUAAUUUAUAUUAACGACAUUGGGAAACUCAAGCUGAAUGGGAAAAUCCAACUAUUUGCAGAUGAUGCCAUACGUCGACCAUUAUUAUAUCUUCAACAGCAGAAUGAUUCUGCAUCUCUUCUGCAGACUAGAGAAGCGCCUGGAGGUUAA